AUGAGCCUGUCGAAGAGCGAGAGGCGCCGCGCUCGCCGCCAACGGGAGCAGAACAAGGACCCCUCUCUUCCACACCCUGAGCGGGAUUCCUCAUACCCUGAGACCGAGCAAAAAUCAGCAGGUGCCACUCACGAGAACAAGCCCACUGGUCGCAUCGUUGAUGGUCCAUCAUGGGCAGAGAUAGCUGCGAAACCUCACAUAGGUAACGCUGUACUGCACGUCUCAACCAAAACUCUACAUCCAGGCGGUAGCCCCCAGAAGCCUUGUCCCACUCAGGAGACAACCCUCCCUAUAAGACGUACUCUCGGACGGACUAAAAGCAAUUCCAAUCCUGCUCACUCGUACUCGGCACCACAAGCGCCUACUACCCUUCCCAAACACGACGCUCAUGACAUACCAGCGACUCCACUGGCAUCUCCAAGUAAUGAGAGUGUUUCCACUCUCGUAGAACCCUCGUCCGCGGACAACAAGCCGGGCCCGGAUCGUGCGAUAGGAGAAGUUAAGGCCGACAUUCCAUUGACCAGAUGGCCCUCAAAAGGGAGAUUCCACCGGCUAACCCUUCAACUUCCAAUCGAUCCUGGAAAUGGUGAGAUCAAACCGGUCACAAUACAGUACUCCUUCUGCUUCGUGAAAAAAUACGGCAACAGAUACCAAGUUGAAAUUGACAACUUCACCGUACUGACGCGGAAGAACGUUCGAAAUAAUGGACCGCCUGGCGUUCAGCAAAAGACAACGGAGGAACACGAAUACACCAGAGACCGCCAUGCUUCCGUCGAACUCGGUGUGCACCCUAUGUUGUCUAUGGGUAUUGGUGAUACAGACAGAAUAGGGACGGCUAUUGAACGUAAAGAGGUUAAGCCUGCAAGUGACUGGAUAGUCGAGCAUAGCCCUGGCUACGCUAAUGUGAAGGGCGGUGGGCUCAGCAUCACGUCCCCAUCAUGUGCCCUGAAGUAUGCCCGCAAUCAUGAGGAAGGAGAUUUCUCAGUGUCCAUGGCGAUGGAGGUUGUCCCCGAGAGUACAUUUGGAAGUCGUCUCCUUAACUUGACCUUCCCCCAUGUCGGUGCAACACCCACAAAACAGUGUGGCCUGAUUCUUUCAUUGUCUCAUCAUAUUUCUGACAUUCGUGGAGAGGAACCAUCUAUGAUCGCACUCGCUGGAAAAAGUCCAAUCACCGCCGGGAACUAUUGGCCACAAAUGGAUCACUCUAUAGAAGAUCAAUCGAAGGUGGCCGCCCUCGCGCUAUCUCUCGGAACAUGUCUACCUCCUCGAAGACAGAACCCUCCUCGUGCUUUCCGUUUCCGAGGUUCGCCCAAAUCGACCCAGGACACUCCCAAGUUCAAUGUCAAGCCUAUCCAAUUCUCAGAGCAUGUGGUCCACGGCAGGUGGGGUACGAAUAUCACCCAUCUACGAGAGCCUCUUUGGCGAAAGUUGCGGGAGGACCUAAGUCCUGCAGAUGGGGAACCACCCGUCUACAACUUGGACUGGGGGGUCUCAACCAAAGUAACCCACAUUUUAUAA
Molecule: messenger RNA, 1518 nt
Organism: Stereum hirsutum FP-91666 SS1
Lineage: Eukaryota; Fungi; Basidiomycota; Agaricomycetes; Russulales; Stereaceae
Exons: 11
Coding region: 1-1518 (505 amino acids)
Source: RefSeq, a predicted model, not a curated record